AGGCAUCGAUUGUGCCCGGAGCCAUACGAGGUUACGAGGAACUUCACAAACGGCUCAAAGGAACCAUGAAGUGGGAGGAUCUUUUUGCCCCCGCGAUCAAGUUGGCCAAGGAAGGCUUCCCCAUCAAGAAACAUUUCGCAAAAGUACUGGCCAAGCAUGAAACGGAACUAUCAAAUUCUGACAUCAAGUCCAUCUUCAGUGGCGUCCGCAAGGAAGGUGACAAGCUUGUGCAGCUGGAACUGGCAAAACUUCUGGAGGACCUUUCAAAAAAAGGCGCAGAUCAUUUCUACAACGAAGUUUCAAAAGAAAUUAUCACUGGUCUCGGAACAGAUGCCGUGUUGACCGAAGACGACUUCAAAAAGUACAAGCCUGCCUGGUCUGAGCCCGUGACGAGACGUUUCGCAGAGUACACGCUGUACGCUCCACCCUUUCCUUCCAGUGGUGUGUUGCUCCUCGAACUGAUUCCGGAACGUGCGGCCAGACUCUCAGACAAGCUGAGGCAAAACAACGGUACGACUUCGAACCUUGAACUGUUGACCGCCAGUUUCAAGGAUUACCUGGCCAACGUGCUUGCAAAGUUACCAGACCUCGAUGGAGAUGCACCGGACAAAGGCUUCCCGCAACUGGUGAAGGAAAUAAGGGACAGCAUUGAGUUGAAAAAGAGAGCCAAAGAAUCCGAUCACCCGAUCGUUGAAGACUACGGUGGUGUCCACCUAUCCAUUAUCAAGGGUUUCGAAGCCGUGACUAUCAUUUCCGGCAUCAACGAACCGUUUGGAAGCAAGAAAGCUUCCGUGCCAGGGCUCAUCAUGAACAACUACAUGAGCGCUUUCGCUGCGACAGCCGAUGUACCAAACGGUCGGAAAGGGAAGAAGCAGCCCAGAACAUCCAUGGUGCCCGUGUUCGCCAAGAACCACGAACACAGUCUCCUUCUCUUGCAGGCGGGAGCCGGAGGAGGAAUUCCUGGAAUGUGGGCUCUGGCUCAGGUCCUAAACUGCAUCUCUGAAGCAAAGGUUUCUUUCUGCAUCCGGUCGGCGAAGAGAAUCCUUCCCACAGAGCAUGUUAGUGCAGCCAACGAUCCCGACAUUGAGGCCACGGCCAGUGGAAUAUUCACCAAGAGGCCCCUCGUGUCCUGGCUCGCCCCGCACGACAACGUGCACUGCGACGGCACCAGUGACGGCGAAAAUACAACGGCGCUAAAGAAGAUGAAAGCAACGGAGACGGAUCACUACUGCAAGAGGACAAAAGAGUGCACCGCGAUGAAGCAGAUAUUCCUAGAGGUUGCAAGAGGGCAGUACGAUUAAAAAGUGAGACAGGAAGAAAGCGAGAGCUAGGUACGAAGGUGUAGUACUUGUACUUCUGCUGU
Molecule: messenger RNA, 1363 nt
Organism: Dermacentor silvarum
Lineage: Eukaryota; Metazoa; Arthropoda; Arachnida; Ixodida; Ixodidae
Product: scoloptoxin SSD14-like
Exons: 9
Coding region: 66-1301 (411 amino acids)
Biological process (GO): glutathione catabolic process
Cellular component (GO): plasma membrane
Molecular function (GO): glutathione gamma-glutamate hydrolase
Source: RefSeq, a predicted model, not a curated record